CGGCGUGCGUAAAGCUCCUCUUGCGCUCUCCUGUUAAUGGCGGGUGGCGGCUGCUGAGCUGGACGCAUAUAACCGCUGCCCGCACGGGGAGAGUCUUCCCUGCCUCCAGCUUUCCGCUUGCCGUCAGUGCCCGAGCUCGCCAGCAUGUCUGUGGUGCCGCCCAAUCGCUCGCAGACCGGCUGGCCCCGGGGCGUCAACCAGUUCGGCAACAAGUACAUCCAGCAGACGAAGCCCCUCACCCUGGAGCGCACCAUCAACCUGUACCCUCUUACCAAUUAUACUUUUGGUACAAAGGAGCCCCUCUAUGAGAAGGACAGCUCUGUUGCAGCCAGAUUUCAGCGCAUGAGGGAGGAAUUUGAUAAAAUUGGAAUGAGGAGAACUGUAGAAGGAGUUCUGAUUGUACAUGAGCACCGGCUACCCCAUGUGUUACUGCUACAGCUGGGAACAACUUUCUUCAAAUUACCUGGUGGCGAACUUAAUCCAGGGGAAGAUGAAGUUGAAGGACUAAAACGCUUAAUGACAGAGAUACUAGGUCGUCAAGAUGGAGUCUUGCAAGACUGGGUCAUUGAUGACUGCAUUGGUAACUGGUGGAGACCAAAUUUUGAACCGCCUCAGUAUCCAUAUAUUCCUGCACAUAUCACAAAGCCUAAGGAACAUAAGAAGUUGUUUCUGGUUCAACUUCAAGAGAAAGCUUUGUUUGCAGUCCCAAAAAAUUACAAGCUGGUAGCUGCACCAUUGUUUGAAUUGUAUGACAAUGCACCAGGAUACGGACCCAUCAUUUCUAGUCUCCCUCAGCUCUUGAGCAGGUUCAAUUUUAUAUACAACUGAAUUCCUGCGCAGUGGAGAAGUAAAAGAAGCCGUCUCUGUGAGCACAGCUAUCCUCAGUGUAGAAUAAUAAAUAUGGUAGACAAGGUUUUUUGUUUUCUCUUUCCCAAUCCCUGAGUUACCCCUACUUUCUAUUGUUUGAAUAGUAAAGUUAAUAUGAAUAAGUAGAUAGUGGUGUAAACAAAUGUGAUAAUGUUUAAUUCACUUUUUGUUCUACUCAUACUUUUUUGUACAACGUUAAACAAGUGGACUUCUUUCUAUUUGUUUUUUUGUUUUUGUUUUUUUUUUUACUUCAUAUUAAACUUUUAAAAUUCUUACAGGUGAGGAUUGUUAUUUUUUUCCCCAGGCUGGUGAAUGUUAAGAGACAGUGGCAGAUUUAGUUCAGCCAAAUUUAUUGGACCCUUGCUCUGAUAUCAUUCUUGGGGGCAUACUCUAAGACAGUGUUACAGAUUUUUGUGAUGAGAAUCUUAACAUUACUUUUAGGACCCAGUUUGCUUGGUUGAGUUCAAAGUGCAACUUCUGUACCAAAUUUUACACCCUAGUGAGUUCUUUGGGGUCGUUAUGAGUUGGAAUCAACUCGAUGGCACACAACAACAACAACAACAAAAAAAACAACACAAGUGAGUUCUGUUACAGCAGAACUCACAUACAUUACUGAGUGGUACAGUUUAUGUGUCCAGACCUUGGUUCACAAGCAACAGACCUUAAGCAUAUGGGAAACUAUUAAAAUUGGCUAGGUUGGGAAAGUCAUGGGAAUUGGUGAAAAAAGAGACUACUAUAGAACUCAUUUUUUUCUCCUUCAUGUAACAGUGGUAUUAGUAAUGUAUGCUGUUGUGAAAUUGUUUGUCUUAGUUAUUCUUAGGGCAUGGUAAAAAUAGUGAUCCAUGAAGGAAGUUUCUAAAAGUGGAUCUGUUAGUUUUGAACUCUUAGAUGCUCAGCAGGCAUUGCAAGUUAGUUAUUUCACCCAGCUUGAAGUUAUAUCCAUAGAGAAGAAAAUUUGGUUUUAGCAUGUGAUAACAAAAACAUUUCAAAAUUAUUUUCUAGUAAUCUAAAUCAACUGAAAUCUAGGGGCAGGGUAGGGGAUAGAUUUUUGUCAGCCUAAGAGAAAAACACAAAGUUCAAAAAUUUUUUAAAACACUGCCAAGUUUGGAUUAAAUUUGUUUGGGGAAUAAAAAAAGAAUUUUAGGGCAAAGGAGUUUGCUAGUUGUGUCAUUGAUUAGUGGUAGAAACAUACUGUGUGUGCCUUAUUGCAGACUUGUUGACUGUAGGCUUAAUAUUAAAAAUCUUGUAUGUUGCAGCUACUUUUAAAAACAAAGAUUGGUACAGUUUUCAGUAGACAGAAAUGAACUUUUGAUUAGUUCUUAAUGCCUUUGUGGUACUGAUGACAGUACUGAUCUCCUGAAUAUUGGGUGAUGUGAAAGCUAUGUCAUAUGGUCUUCCCUAUUUAGCCUUGAGAAAAUCAGCAAUUCUAUUCAAAAGCAUUCCCGUUCAUUUAGUUGAGGUCAUGUCAAACCUUCACAUGGUUGUGUAUCAAAUAAUGAUUAUAACCAUGCCUCUGCUUAGCAGUAGGGAGCACCAGUCUCCAUGACCCAAAAUAGCCUGUGAUUUCCUUUGAAAAACUCACUGGUUCUGUGGAUAGUCCUCUUCCCUGGUUUUACAUUAGCACAUUUCUAAUUUAGUAUAAUUUUCCUGGCAAGCUCACUGAUUAACCAAGUCCUGCAAGAUGGGGAAAGGAAAAAGAUGGGGAAGGGUUGAUCAAGCCCAUUUUCCACCAUUGCUUCUAGCAUCCAAGUGGAAAGCUACAGUGACCACAUUUCGUAUGUUAGCUCUUGCAGUUGGGGGGAUGGAAAGAAAUGGGCUUUUUCUUGGUGUGAUUUAUGAAGUGCUGUCGGUUAAGGAGUGUUUGCGUUGAAGAGUCAUCUCAUUUGAGGCCAGUCAUGUCCUUUGUAACUUAACCUUCAGACUAGAAGUUCUUUCUGGAUGACUUCUUCCCAGUAUAAGAGCUUGAGUCAGUCAUCCAUAUACUAGUGCCUAAGUGAGGAAAACCUUUGAUUCCGCUUGUUUGGGUUACCAACCUUGAGAUAUAAGAGCUGUAAUCUUAAGUGUAAAAUUCAUUCAGUUUAGCUGAUUUAAUAAUCGCUUCCUUUUCCUGAAUGAGGACACACAAACACUGCACACAUAUUUUUAAAACUUUUUUUGCACUAGUCAGGUGUACUUGGAACCCAAUAUUCUCUUGUUUUAGGUUUCCUGAUAGAAAUGGUAGAACUAGGGGAAUUCAGCUGUCCUGCAGCAU
Messenger RNA from Trichechus manatus latirostris (Florida manatee), 3118 nucleotides. RefSeq names its product nudix hydrolase 21 (gene NUDT21). Lineage: Eukaryota; Metazoa; Chordata; Mammalia; Sirenia; Trichechidae. Gene Ontology annotation, cellular component: mRNA cleavage factor complex. The transcript has 7 exons. Gene Ontology annotation, molecular function: mRNA 3'-UTR AU-rich region binding. Bases 145 to 828 code for a protein of 227 amino acids. The record is from RefSeq and is a predicted model, not a curated record.